AUGAAGAAACCUAAUCAUAUCUCUUCGCCUUCUCCCAAGAACAAGAUUCGGGAGAGUAAGUUUGUGCUGGUGAAGAAGAAUUUAAAGAGAGAUAAGGAUAAAACCCCGAUUUCAGUCGAUUUUUCUGUUCAAGAAGAAAACCCUAGUUUACCUAUAGGUCUUCAAGGAAAAUCCGAAGAAGAUGACAUUUUUGAGAUGUCCGGUGAUAAGAGGAGAAAGGAGAAAUUGUUGGAUGAAGCAAGAAAGACAAUUCUUAAACUUGGAUCCGGAAGAGUUUUGCAUUUGGUCAAGGCCUUCGAGAAUAUUCUCACAUUACUAGAUUCAAGUGAGGAUAAACUCGAAGAUCAGACAAACAACAAUCUUGAAAGACGAUUCUCUUCUACUUUAUUCAACCCAUCUGAUCUCUUACCUACUGUAGAAAAUCUAGGGUUGUGUUCUUCACUUGAUGGCAAAUCAUCUAAAAUCUCUGCCAUGAAUUUUCUGUUAAAGCAGAAGAAACAGAUUCAUCAUCUUCAAGUUUUGGAGGCAGUAGAUGGAAAAGACGAACACUCAAGGCUACCUCCCAGUUUAUGA
Lactuca saligna is the source of this 573-nucleotide messenger RNA. The record is from the annotation of a GenBank genome assembly. Lineage: Eukaryota; Viridiplantae; Streptophyta; Magnoliopsida; Asterales; Asteraceae.